Cervus elaphus (red deer) is the source of this 6184-nucleotide messenger RNA. RefSeq names its product thrombospondin type 1 domain containing 7B (gene THSD7B). Gene Ontology annotation, cellular component: plasma membrane. The transcript is spliced from 28 exons. Gene Ontology annotation, biological process: actin cytoskeleton organization. The coding region runs from base 195 to 5012 and encodes 1605 amino acids. The record is from RefSeq and is a predicted model, not a curated record. Lineage: Eukaryota; Metazoa; Chordata; Mammalia; Artiodactyla; Cervidae.
UCCUCCUCCUCUUCCUUCAGUGCUGAGGAGCCAGAGUCGCCGCUGGGUUGCCAGACGCUGGAAUGGGUGGUCUCCCGAUACGCACCACCAUCUUUUUUGCACUCAGAGAGCUCGGGACUCAGCAGCUCCCAGAGGCUGCGGCAGCGGCGCGGGCGAGGCGGGAAUAGGAAAGUCAAGAGGCUGAAUUCUGAAGAAUGUUUCCGAAGUGUAAUCUGGCUGUCACUGGCUGGGUAUGGAGGAGCAUGAGGAAGCUAUUUCUGUUACUUUCUCUCUUGCUGUCCCAUGCGGCUCAUUUGGAAGGCAAAAAGGAUAAUCAGUUCAUCUGGAAACCAGGCCCCUGGGGAAGGUGUACCGGAAACUGUGGGCCCGGCGGAAGCCAGAGCCGUGGCCUGUGGUGCUUCCACUCUGAGGGGUGGACGGGCCACCCGUCUGACUGUGAUGAGCACAACAGACCUCCGAAGGAAAGAAGCUGCUUCCGCGUCUGUGACUGGCACAGAGGCCUCUUCCAGUGGGAGGUUUCCGACUGGCACCCCUGUGUACUGGCUCCGCCAGCCCCGGGCCUCGCCGGGCCCCGGGCCGCAGAGUGUGUGACCGCCCAGCACGGGUUGCAGCAUCGGGCGGUGCGCUGUGUUCAGAAGCUGAACAGAACCAUGGUUGUGAAUGAGAUAUGUGAACACUUUGCCCCUCAGCCCCCCACGGAACAAGCGUGCCUCAUCCCUUGCCCGCGGGAUUGUGUGGUGUCUGAGUUCUCGCCGUGGUCUGCGUGUAGCAGUGGGUGUGGGAGGCAGUUACAGCACAGAACUCGGUCAGCCAUCGCCCCCCCUCUCUAUGGAGGGUCUCAGUGUCCUAACUUGACUGAGUCAAGAGCCUGUGAUGCUCCCAUUUCUUGUCCUCUUGGCGCAGAGGAAUAUACGUUUAGCCUUAAAGUUGGACCAUGGAGUAAAUGUAGACUGCCUCAUCUCAAAGAACUCAACCUAAGUGGAAAAACCGUUCUGGAUUUUAGCUCCGAGUCGAAGGAGUUGGUCACUUUCAGACAUCACACUUACAAGGUGCAUCACCAUUCCAAGUCCUGGGACAUAGAGAUAGGUUAUCAAACCCGCCAGGUUUGGUGUACAAGGAGUGACGGAAGAAAUGCUGUGUUAAGCCUUUGCAUGCAAGAUUCCUUCCCUUUGACUGUCCAGUCCUGCAUCAUGCCGAAAGACUGUGAAACCACUGAGUGGUCUUCCUGGAGCCCCUGCUCUAAGACCUGUCGUUCAGGGAGUCUCUCGCCAGGAUUUAGGAGCAGGAGCCGCGAUGUGAAGCACGUUGCUCUUGGAGGUGGGAAGGAUUGCCCUGAACUUCUCAAGAAAGAAGCCUGCAUUGUCGAAGGGGAGCUUCUGCACUUAUGUCCCAGGUAUUCCUGGAAGACCUCUGAAUGGAAAGAAUGCCAAGUCUCUCUCCUCGAGCAGCAGUCCCUCCACUGGCAUGAGACGGGACCCAUUUGUGGAGGUGGGAUCCAGACCCGAGAGGUGUUCUGUGCCCAGAGCACACCAGCGUCCACAGCACAGAGGGCCAAGGAAGUCUCUAGACCUGUGGCAAAGACAUUAUGUUUGGGACCUGCCCCUUCGGCCUCUCAGCUCUGCAAUAUCCCUUGCUCUACAGACUGUAUAAUUUCUUCCUGGUCGGCCUGGGGCCUGUGCGUCCAUGAAAACUGCCGUGAUCCUCAGGGGAGAAGAGGUUUUAGAAUGAGACAGCGCCAUGUCCUUGUGGAAUCAACGGGGCCUGUGGGCCGUUGCCCUCACUUGGUGGAAUCUGUUCCUUGUGAGGAUCCUGUGUGUUAUCAGUGGCUGACGUCGGAAGGGAUCUGUAUCCCUGACCAUGGCAAGUGUGGCCCCGGACAUCGCAUCCUGAAGGCUGUCUGCCAGAAUGAGCAAGGAGAAGAGGUAUCAGGGAGUCUCUGCCCAGCAUCUCCACCUCCUGAACAGAUGGACUGUGAAAUUCCCUGCCGGAUGGAUUGUGUGGUGAGCGAGUGGACAGAGUGGUCAUCCUGCUCUCAGUCUUGUUCAAAUAAAAACUCAGAUGGGAAACAGACCAGGUCAAGGACUAUCCUGGCAUUGGCUGGAGAAGGUGGAAAACCAUGCCCUCCUAGUCAGGCCCUCCAAGAGCAUCGCUCAUGCAACGACCAUUCAUGCAUGCAGCUCUACUGGGAGACAUCACCUUGGGGCCCCUGUUCUGAAGACACAUUAGUAACUGCCCUUAAUGCAACCAUUGGCUGGAAUGGAGAAGCUACAUGUGGUGUGGGCAUUCAGACACGGAGAGUCUUCUGUGUCAAGAGUCACGUGGGACAAGUGAUGACAAAAAGAUGCCCGGAAUCUACUCGGCCAGAAACUGUACGUGCUUGUCUGCUCCCGUGCAAAAAAGACUGUCUUGUGACCGCUUUCAGCGAGUGGACUCCCUGCCCAGGGCUGUGCCCACCAGGAAAUGCUACAAUAAAGCAGUCUCGAUAUAGGAUUAUCAUCCAAGAAGCAGCCAACGGAGGCCAAGAAUGCCCAGAUACCUUAUUUGAAGAGCGAGAGUGUGAAGAUGUGUCAUUGUGCUCCACGUAUCGAUGGAGGCCACAGAAAUGGAGCCCCUGUAUCCUAGUGCCAGAGUCUGUCAGGCAGGGAGUAAUGGGUACCAGUGAAGCCUGCGGAAAGGGAGUGCAAACAAGAGCUGUCUCAUGCAUCUCUGAUAAUAACCAGUCAGCAGAAAUGACGGAAUGCCUCAAGCAGAUAAAUGGCAUGCCUCCCCUCGUGCAAGAAUGUACAGUUCCAUGUCGCGAUGACUGCACCUUCACCGCUUGGUCCAAGUUUACACCCUGCUCCACGAAUUGUGAAACAACUCGAAGUAGAAGGCGACAGCUCACAGGGAAAAGCAGAAAGAAGGAGAAAUGCCAGGAUGCUGACUUGUACCCUCUAGUGGAAACAGAACCAUGUCCUUGUGAUGUGUUUACAUCUCAUCCUUAUGGAAAUUGGUCAGAUUGCAUCCUUCCUGAAAGCAGAAAGGAGCCUCACAGAGGACUGCGGAUACAAGCAGGCGCCACAGAAUGUGGAGAAGGCAUGCGCUUUCGAGCAAUAGCCUGCUCUGAUAAAAAUGGAAGACCUGUUGACCCUGUCCACUGCAACAGUUCUGGCUAUAUUCAAGAAGAAUGUGUCAUUCCUUGCCCAUUUGAUUGCAAGUUAAGUGACUGGUCAAGUUGGGGGUCUUGCAGUUCAUCUUGUGGGAUUGGAGUGAGAAUUCGAUCGAAAUGGCUGAAAGAAAAACCAUACAAUGGAGGUCGCCCGUGUCCCAAAUUGGAUCUCAAGAAUCAGGUGCAUGAGGCAGUCCCAUGUUACAGUGAGUGCAAUCAGUAUUCCUGGGUUGUAGAGCACUGGUCUCCAUGCAAAAUCCACAAUGAGCUGAGGUCCCUGCGCUGUGGAGGAGGAACGCAAUCUAGGAAAAUCAGGUGCAUGAAUGCUGCUGAUGGUGAAGGGGGAGCUGUGGAUAACAGCCUGUGCAACCAGGAUGAGAUUCCCCCAGAAACCCAGUCCUGCUCUCUUCUGUGUCCCAACGAAUGUGUCAUGUCUGAGUGGGGACCUUGGAGCACGUGCCCACAGUCGUGUGAUCCUCACACAACGCAGAGAAGAACCCGUCACCUGCUGAGGCCCUCCGUGAGCUCGAGGACGUGUGCUGAAGACUCACAGGUGCGGCCCUGCCUUCUCAAUGAAAAUUGCUUCCAGUUCCAGUACAAUCUAACAGAGUGGAGUACAUGCCAGCUGAGUGAAAAUGCAACCUGUGGGCAAGGCUUCAGGACCCGCCUUCUGAGCUGUGUGCGCAGUGAUGGCAAACCCGUUGCCAUGGACGAAUGCGAGCAGCGUAACUUGGAGAAGCCGCAGAGGAUGAACCGUCACUGCCUGGUGGAGUGUGUGGUCAACUGUCAGUUGUCGGGAUGGACAGCUUGGACAGAGUGCUCACAGACUUGUGGCCUCAGAGGUCAGAGGAGCCGGACUCGAUUUAUCCUUAUGCCAACCCAAGGAGAAGGCCGGCCAUGUCCCACAGAGCUUACCCAGCACAAAACCUGCCCCAUGACCCCCUGCUACAGCUGGGUCCUCAGCAACUGGUCUGCAUGUAAAUUGGAGGGUGGAGACUGUGGGGAAGGAGUCCAGGCCCGCAGCCUCUCCUGUGUGGUCCACAACGGUUCAAUAUCUCCCUGGACUGUACGUGUAGACAAUGCACUGUGUGGAGAGAUGCCCUUUCAAGACAGCAUCUUGAAACAGCCAUGUUCAGUGCCUUGCCCGGGAGACUGCCAUUUAACAGAAUGGUCAGCGUGGAGCACGUGUGAGCUGACCUGCAUUGAUGGAAGAAGCUUCGAGACUCUGGGUCGCCAAUCUAGGUCAAGGACAUUUAUAAUUCAGUCUUUUGAGAACCAAGACAGCUGCCCCCAGCAGGUUCUAGAAACACGCCCUUGUACAGGAGGUAAAUGUUAUCACUACACAUGGAAAGCAAGUCUUUGGAACAAUAAUGAACGAACUGUGUGGUGCCAACGUUCAGAUGGCAUUAACGUCACAGGAGGCUGCUCCCCUCAGGCACGCCCUGCUGCUAUUCGGCAGUGUAACCCAGCUUGCAGAAAACCUUUCUCCUACUGCACACAGGGUGGAGUGUGUGGUUGUGAGAAAGGCUAUACAGAGAUCAUGAGAUCAAAUGGUCUCCUGGAUUACUGCAUGAAGGUGCCAGGCUCAGAGGAUAAAAAAGCUGAUGUGAAAAACCUUGCUGGGAAAAACAGACCUGUGAAUUCAAAAAUACAUGAUAUUUUUAAAGGAUGGUCUCUCCAGCCCCUUGAUCCAGAUGGCCGAGUGAAAAUUUGGGUUUAUGGCGUUUCAGGUGGUGGUUUUCUUAUCAUGAUUUUCCUAGUAUUUACUUCCUACCUUGUUUGCAAGAAGCCAAAACCACAUCAAAGCACACCUCCCCAACAGAAGCCUCUGACCUUAGCCUACGAUGGAGACUUAGACAUGUAACCUGAAAAAAGAAAUCCAAAUGUAGACAUCAACUGCCUUAACCGCUUUCUAUUUUGUAGCUCUCAGACUUCUCAGUUUUUUGAGGAAUCUCAUGGUGUGAUAUACUGGGCAGAAUACAAAUACUGCGAAAGUAAUAUUGCCUCAACUUCAUUUGGACAUGGAGUCAAGGACUAUUAGGUCUGCCAUUUUGCUUUCCAGUUGUUUGUGGGUGUGAGUGUUUAAUGUUUUUGAUUUUCCCAAGGGACCUGAAAACCCUUCUCUUCCUGUUUGAAAAUGGGAGGAAGAAAACAUGAUGGAAUUCCCACAGACUUAAGUAAAUUUUAUCCUCAGCAGCAUGAUGACAAUCCAGAGGCCAAGGCUUUUACUGUAAAUGAUCAGUCUGACACCACAUUCUUAUGCACUAUAUUAGUGCAAAUCCUUAUUCUUCCCAUACUUCAACACUGAGUUUUCUAGAAUUUACAUUGGUUCAAAGACUUUCAAAUUGGAUUGCCUAUUUUCAUGAACACAGAGAGAAUGGGUUACCAUUUCAGAAAUUCUGAGUUUUUACCUUUACAGAUUGUAUUUUGUUUUGUAGUCAGGAGGAUGAUGGCACUUCAUGGGUUGCAUCUAUUGAAAUCAAAUGAAAUGUGUGUAAUUGCUGGACUAGAUGAAAGCUAGGUGGUUUUGAAUGAAAUGUGUAUUGAAUGUUAGGGUGUACAAAUGAAACCAGAGGUUAUAUUGGAAAAAAGAGGUAAAUUAUUUAAUUACUAAAACUGUAUUUUAACAAAAACCUUACCAUGUAGAUAUAGCAUUAGCCACACACAGUUGUAAUUCAGUUUAAUGAUGACAAACUCUGCUUUUGUAAUUUCAAUUUUCUUAUCUGAAUAUUUAUAAAUUCUUUUUUUGAAUUUAAUUAUCUGACCUCAUUUAAUAUACAUCGAACACCGAUCCUGUUUGUAGCAAGUCUUGCUUUUAUAAGGUUUCAAUAAUAUCUAAAACAACACAUGAAAGAGCUGAAACCGUUUUAUGAAGAUGAAUGUUUGUAAUCGUAGAUGUUGAGAAGUAAGAAGGUGCCAUCUUGUGGUAUUGACUUGUAUUUAUAACAAAUAAAGUGUUCAAGAGCCUGAAAUGUUGACUGCUGUAGACUUAUUCCCUGCUGAAGAGCCCAUGAUUUGACAAAGACAGCUUUAAUA